ACACUGGGUGACUGGUGGAGGUGAUCUAAAGGCCGGGGGGCCUGGUGGCCCCCCGGUUAGAUAGGCUAGAGACUCAAUAAUCGCUCUAACAUCACCCACGGGUGCUGGCUGGGUCUCCUUACUCUUCUAUGUAAGGAAGAGUAAGGAGACUGCUUAGUCUUUCUGCUGCUUUCUGCUCACUUAUGAUGAGUUGAAGUGGUUGGCUGAACUGGAAGCCCAGGUUGGAUGAGGCCUUGAGUGAUCUGCUCUAGCAGGAGGUGCCCCUACCCACGGCAUGGUGUUGCAACUGGUCUUUGCAGAGCACUUGCCAGGAAACUGAAAAGAGGGAAAGAUGGAUGAAGAAAAAAUAUUUCAGAUUGUAUAUUUUAGGUCCUUCCUGCACUUUCACUGCUGUGGUUCAGCUGGCUGGUUCAAGCCACACCAGCAGCAUGUUGCUUCUUCAGGGCCUGCUUCUAAUUUCACUUUGGUCCUGUGGAGAUGCUCAGGCAGCACCACGGCAGAGUCUGAAUGUUCUUCGGACAAUGCAGGGCAGCUCCACCACCAUCAGGCUGACCUGAGAGAAAAUGAAACAGACUUUCCCAUAGAUAUUUAUUGGCAAGACAGGAAUCCUUUCCUUAGCCACCACACAGAGGCAGGUUCCACCUACAUGGGCAGCAUGUUGCUUCUUCCAGGCCUGCUUGCAAUUUCACUUUGGUCCUGUAAGCCUUUUCCCUCUCCCCUCUGCUACCCCUGUACAGAGAUCACAGCCCAGGCUCCAGCACUUUCUGCCCCUCACAGGAUUUUUCCACUUCUACUUCCAGGUGGAGACGCUCAGGUAGCACCGAAGCAGAACCCAGAUUUUGCUAAGAUGAUGCCGGGCAGUUCUGUCAGCCUGGCCUGCACAACAAGUGAGGAUGCUAUCCUGCACUGGUACAGGCAGCUCCCUGGAGAGCCACCAAAGAGGAUACUCUACUUCUGGAGAGGAAACACAGUUACUGAUGACAGUGGAGAUAAAGGAAAAUUCGAAGGUCGGAAACAUCCAUCUCAGCCCCUUUAUGGUCUCACAAUAUACAAUUUAAGCUCUCAGGACUCCAGCACUUACUACUGUGCACACUGGCUUUAUGAUAGCAUCACAGCAUUAGAUAGGCAGUGACAAACCAUACAUAAAGGCACUUUGUACCCUGAACCACAAGCUCUGAACUCUGCUGAAAAU
Molecule: messenger RNA, 1192 nt
Organism: Pogoniulus pusillus (Red-fronted tinkerbird)
Lineage: Eukaryota; Metazoa; Chordata; Aves; Piciformes; Lybiidae
Exons: 6
Coding region: 332-1132 (266 amino acids)
Source: RefSeq, a predicted model, not a curated record